Messenger RNA from Vitrella brassicaformis, 7898 nucleotides. NCBI's taxonomy places the organism in Eukaryota, Vitrellaceae. The record is from the annotation of a GenBank genome assembly.
GGGCGUUUGAGUCUCAGCGCCACCAGACAAAGGUCCAGCUGAGAGAUUCGUGGCGAAUCAGCGAGUCCAGUGGCCGUCUCCUUGCCUGAGCAGCGAAGCAUCGCCUCUAUCGGCCUGUCUGACUCUCUGAGCACAGCUUCAGCAUCGUCAGCAUCAUGUCGUCUGUCCCCAACAUGCAGGCCUUCGCCACGGGCGGCCUCAUGGUGAGCACAAAGAAGGCUCACACAGAGAAACGGACACACAGCCAGUCAGGCCGUCACACUCGGUGUCUCUAUGUGUGCCUCCCUCCCCCUUUCUGCCUGUCUGCAGCCGCCAGGGGGUAUGCCGACGCCCAACGCGCAGCUGUUCCAAAGCCUGCCUGCUGGUGGGAUGCCUGGCGCGUCACAGAUGGGCGGCGGCAUGGGACCGAUGGGAGGCGGCAUGGGCAGCAUGGGCGGCAUGGCAGGUGCGCCUGGCGCGAUGCAAUCGAUGCCGCCGAUGCAGCAGCAGCAGCCUCCACAGAUGGGUCCAGGAGGUGGCAUGAUGAGUGGUCCUGCGCAGCCAGAUAUGUCGUCGAUGAUGGGCAUGGGUGCGGGCGGCGGCAUGGCUGGGCCGGGCGGCAUCUCGCCCCAGCAGCAACAGCAGGCGGCCAUGGGGGGCGCCGGGAUGGGCAUGAGCAUGGGCAUGAUGCCUCCCCAACAGCAGCAGCCACAGCAGCCGAUGAUGCCCCAGCAGCAGAUGGGCGGGCCGGGGAUGAUGUCACAGAUGGGCUCCCAGAUGGGAUCUCAGAUGGGCAUGGCUGCGGCCAUGGGAGGCGGCCCGCGGCUGAUCCUCAACCAGCAGGAGAUCCCCUUCUACCAAAACCUUUUCAGGUCAGAGAGUGAGUGCGUGUGAGCGUCCUGCGCCAGUGUGCUGUGUCAUCUCUGUGUUGUUUGUGUGUUUGUUGUGUCAGUAUGGCUGACCCGGACGGCCUUGGGUUCAUCCAGGGCACCAAUGCGGCCGAGUUCCUGCGCACAUCGGGACUCCCACACCACCUGCUGCACGAGGCAAGCAUGCAACAAGACCCACAACUCUCACGACACACGCACCCAUGUCCGUUGUAUGUUUGUAUGCGUGUGUGGCUGUGGUUGUGGUUGUGUUGGUGCAGAUAUGGCGCAUCGCUGAUGCCAAGAAGGAGGGCCGGUUGGGCCCUGAGGAGUUUUUCGUGGCCUGCCGGCUGGUGGCCCUCGCACAGAACGGCAUGCCCGUCACGCCUGAGGCCGUCAUGCAGGGUGAGGGAGUCAGAGAAAGAGUGAUAGAGAUCCAUCCCAUCCACCCACCAAGACGCUGCGCACCGAUGGAUGUGCUUCAUGUGUCUGUCAGAGCCGCCCGCUUUGCCCAACUUCGACGUAUUGCGCAAGCGGCCGCCCUCCGAGGCCUCUGCACAAGAGGUGACUACACCACACGACACUGCCGAGCCCACAACACGGCCCACAACGCAACAUAAACUCUCUCUGUGGAUCAGGUUGGUGGCCAGGUGGGUAUGCCAUUGCCGAUGGGUGCGACGGACAUGCAGUCGGUGAUGGGGAUGGGGUCGAUGAUGGACCCCACCCUGGCGGCAGCGGCGCUGGCCAGCGGCGGGGAGGGGCCGUCCACUCCACCGAUGCUCAGCCCCGUCAACCUCACACCACAGCAACCCGGUGCGCCUAUACUCAGUGACGUGUGUGGGGGGGGGGUGGAUCUGUUGUGUAUGUGUGUGGGGUGUGUGUGUGUGGUGCAGGGACUCCUGUGUUGCUGUCACAAGGUGGGUGGGCAGACAGACAGACAUGGAGGCCUCCAAUGACGAUCCCAUGUGUGUGUCGUUCGUUUGUUGUGAUUGCCAUCCGCCUCAAUAUAAUCAAUCAGGUCAGCUGGGCGGCCUGACGCCCCGCUCAGAGGGAGCUUCCCAGUGGCUCGAAAUGAUGGUACGUCACCACAGAGCAGAGAACCGCGCCACACAACACAACACAACACACCCAUCUCUGUCCCUCCGCACACACACCCACACACCCACACACAUAUGCAGGGCGGUUCUUUGCCCGGCACCCCUCCCGGCGGCACGUUGUGGAGCAUCAGCGACAAGGACCGUGACAAGUACAAGGCCAUCUUCUACAAGACCGACAAGAAUGCCGACGGGUUCGUCGAGGCGCAGGAGGCCAAGGAGCUCCUGUCCAGGAGCAAGCUGCCCGACCAGCCUGACCUGGCUCAGAUAUGGUCAGACAGAGAGGGAGGGAGGGAGGGGGGGAGUAGUGUGUGUGUGUGUGUGUAUGUGUAGGACGUUGUCUGAUUUUGACAAGGAUGGCCGACUCAACAUGAACGAAUUCCUCGUGGCGAUGCACCUGGUAACCACACACACACACACACACACAGAGAGAGAGAGAGAGGGAGAGAGAGAGGGAGCACCUUUCUCUUGAUCUGUGUUUUGUCAUUUUGUGUGUGUGUGUGUGUGUGUGGUUCAGGUGACGAAGCGCAAGAAGGGCGCGCCCAUCCCUCGCACACUGCCGCCCGAACUAGUCGCCGUAAGACACACCACCUUGCACACAUCACAGUCACUUGCCCCGCACUCUCUCGUCGUGUCUUCUCUGCCCUCUCCAGGUGAUUCAAGGCAUCGAGCCGGUACGCCACAACACUCACACACACACACACACAGCCAGAUAACAUAACGACACACUGCACAACACACAUCAUGUGUGUCAUGCCUGCCAGUCUCCCAUGGCCCUGCCCGAGCCAGCAGCCGUCUCACCACCUCAGACACAGGCGUAAGUACAAAAUGGAUGGACACACUCCACUCUUUCGUCUGUCUCGUUUGCUGUCAUCCCAUCGAAUCGGUCAGUGCGCUUCGCGAGCCCUCCCCUCCGCCAGCCAAGCCCUCGCCGCCAGCCGACGAGUCAGCUGCCUUCGACUUCUUCGCCGCAGCGGUGAGCGACGAGCCAUCCUACAGAAGCCACCCAGACAGCACACCUCUUGACACACACGUGUGUGUGUUUGUGUGUCAGGAGGCGCCCAGCAAGGAGGUCAAGAAGAGGGGCAAGAAGGCUGCUGCUGCCGCUGCUGAGAAGGAGGAGCAGGCUGCAGCGGGGUUUGGCGACACAUUCGGGGCCGCUGCGGUGAGCGAGCACCUACCGUCCAUCCAGCGAACUAACCAUCCAUCCCGGUGCAUCCGCGUGUGUGUGUUGAUGUUUGUGUGACCUCCAUCCAUCCAUCCGCAGGGUGGGGGCGAGUGGGGUGGCGGUGAGGGCUUUGCGCCCUUUGAGUCGCAGUUCGAGUCACAGGAAGGGGUAAGUGGGUAGCCAUCCACCCUCUCACUCACUCACUCACUGAGCCCCGGCUCAUACACUUCACAAACUGUCUGUCUGUCUGUCUGCCCCAUGUGUCUGUCACUCAGGGUUUUGCCCCCGGUGGGUUUGAGGAGGCGCCUCCGCCCGAGGGAAGGAAGAAGGGACGCGCCAAGCGCGACAAGGAAACGGCACGACAGCAGGACGAGUACGAGAGACCACUCAAGUCGCAUCCCUCACAGACACACACAUACACCUCCACCUCUGUGUGUGUGUGUGUGUGUUGUCGACACACCCAGGGAUUAUGGCUAUGACGAUCGUCGCCGUGAGCGUGACAGGCGUGCCGACAGGGAGAGGCUGGCCGUCAAGCCGUGGGACUCGGGCACCGCCGUGCUCGAGGGAAUCAUCGAGGUACGCGACCUUACACACCCAAUCACCCACACACACGAUGGAUGAUCCACACACACACACGUAUAUGUCUGGGUGUGUGUGUCUGUGUGUGGCCAUGCAAUGCAGGCCGACAAGCAGAUAUCGCGCAACAUCCGUCUAGACGUCGACGACCAGGAGGACGAGCUCGGCGGGCUCAAGAAGAUGUCAGACCAACUCAAAGCUGAACUGGUACCCCCCCGCCCUGGAAACAUGCACACGGUCACAUCAAGCGCGUGUGUGUGUGUGUGUGUUUGGUGUAGAUCCGCGAGCGUGGUGAGGUUGAGCAUCAGCUGCGUCGGAAGCGCGAAUUUGAGGGUCAGAUACAGGACCUCAGGAUACAGCUGGAGGGACUCAAAGAGGAACGCCGGAAGGUACCAUUCACACACAUCCCCCCACACACAGCCCCUCACACACACACAGAGAGAGAGAGAGAGAGAGGCUUACACAGAUACGUCUCUCUGUGUAUUGUGUGCCUCUGUGUGUGUGUGUGUGUGCACCUUUGUGUGUGUGGCAGACUGACAUAGAGAAGAUCUCCUUGAGUCGCGACAUGGACCACUACCAGGAGGAGAUUGUCUUCCUCCGGCGCCAGAUACAGGACCAGCACGCUGACCUCUCGCUGCUCAGCGAAUCAAACACCGUACGUCACACGUCGGCCUGCCUCCACCCACCCAGCCAUAUAUAAUGGCUAUGUGUGUGUGUGUGUGUGUUUGUGUCUGUGUGUGCGGGGGCUCAGGUGCUGGAGAAGAACUACCACAGCAGCGAGAACCAAGUCCGACAGCUGGACAUCUCACGAAGGUAAUAAACCAAACCAGGUGGUCACACGCACACACACCGGUGACGCCUCUGUGUGUCCAUACAUAGGAAUGUGCUGGAGGCAGUGCGGGCUGAGAAGGAGCAGCUCCAAAAGGAGGAGAGAGAGAUCAACGAAAUGAAGGUACGCCAGCCGGGCAAAUGCCCCCUCCCACCAACCCACAUCUCUGUCUGUCUGUCUGUCUGUGUGUCUGUCUGUCUGCAGCAACAGCUGGAUCGCAUGCGCCGCGAGAAGGAGGACGCCCAGUCCAAACAGGCCGUCCUGCAGGAGAAAGUCAGACAGGUGAGCACCUUAGCUAUCGCCUCACAACACAACACGUCACUUGAUGUGCGCUGGCUGCGUGAGUUGAGUGCCCACCCCACCCUCCGUCAAGUCAACACACACUCACACUCACACACACCCUCGUAGACAGACCCGCUCGGCAGCCAGUCAGCUCAGCCAGUCAGCCCUGCAAGUACUUAGGAGAGGGCAGGAAGCAGAGCAGCAGACAGAGGGCAGGCAGGCAGGCCAUGUGUGGUGUGAACGUACUGAUUCGUUGCUCGAUUGGACUCGUCCAUGUCGGCCUGCCUGCCUGCCCUCUGUCUGCUGCUGUAGGCUGACCAGGACAGGACGUUGCUAAUGUGUUCGUUGGAGAGCGAGCGGUCCAAGCUCGCUGAGAUGCGCCACGAGCGCAUCCGACUCGCUGAGGAGAAACAGCAACUCACCAGAGAUAUGACCAGCCUCGCACAGGCAGGCCUUUCGUCCCAUCCCCCCAUUUUGUGCACUCCAUGAUGUGUCUAUGUGUGCGUGUUGAUGGUCCAUCCAUUGCCUUGUGGAUCCCUCUCUCUCUCCCUGUGUGUGUGUGUGUCUUGUCUCUGUGUGUGCAGCAACAGUGGAUGCAGUCCCGCGCGGCGGCGAGUGCGCUCUCCCAGCCGUUAGGCGACGCGCGGCCAUACCAAUCCACUUCACGCGUCGAAGUGCUCACGGUCAGUGGAGCACCACACACACACACACACACACCGAUAUCGGCGUGUGUGUGUGCAUCAUCCAUUUCUGGUGUGGUCGUGUGUGUGUGUGUGUAGGGUGGUGCGAGCCAUUCCUGGGCCAACUCGGUGCUCACCGGGGCGCCCGCACGGGUAACGAGACAGACACGCCGACACACUCGGGAUUAUCGCGUGUGGUGCUGCGUGUGUGGAUGCGAUCAAUCAAUCAAUCAGGACUCCAAGGGGGUGCCGGCCGGUGCCCCGAGUGUGCCACCUUCCCCCGGCCAGUUUGCGUCACACGCAGGCACCAUCACACCCGACGUGAGUGCCAGCACAGCACACCCACAAAAACAGCACACCUGCACAGAGACCAGACCAUUCUGUGAUCGAUGUCAUCACACAGAGUGCCCGUCUGGCAUCGGCCCCUCCCGCCCAGUGGACCUCCUUCGGCACCCGGACACAGCCGGAGAGGAGGGGCGUGGACCCCACUUUCUUCUCGUCCGCAGGGGGUGGCGCACGGGACACUGACAAAAUGGUAAUGGUACGCACUCAUGGAUUGGAUACACUGACUGCAGUGGCACACCACACCAUGUCACCGUGAGAUGAGUGUGUUCUGGGGGUGGUACAGGUUGAGGGCGGUCGGUUGGGGAGCCGUCGUGACGACAUCGAGUUCGGCCGGCAGCGGUUUGACAGCGACCGGGGCGGCCGGGGGACGGGGCUGUCGUCGCCGGCCAUUCACAGCCCGACGCCAACUUUCAGCGGGGUAAAUAAGACAGCCAUUGAGCACACAAAUUGUCCCCUCUCUGUGAUCGUGUUGUGGUUGUCUUGCGUGUGUCAUCCAUCCAUCCAUCAGAGUCUGUCGAACCGUGACCGUGACCGCGACCGCGACAGCCACAAGAGCACUUCCCCUGACAGAUCGGACAAGAAACGAGGUCAGCCAGUGCUAAUCACACACACACACACAUACACACAGCCUGUGUGUGUGUGCGUGUGUGUAGGUGAGGACAGCAGCCUGACGGCAGAUGGGUUCGGCCCCUCCCUCGACGAAGCCCCCCGACCCGCCGGCAAAAGCGGACGCAAAAAGGGCAAAAAGAAAGCCGCCGAAGAAACCGAGGUAUAUUAUGUCCCCUCCCCGCUGGUCCCCCACUCACGGCACGGAACACACUCCCUCUGUUUCUGCGUGCGUGUGCGUGGACGUGAUGUGCUGCAGGUGGUCGAUUUCGCUGCUGGCUUCAAUGCUGGUCUUGGCGGCGGCGGGGGGUUCGACAAUUUCGACCAGCCGGGCGGUGUGGGCGGCGGUGGGUUUGGCGCGACCAUGACGGCGACCACGACCAACACCAACACGGCCAAUGGUGGCAAGAAGGACAACACCGCUGAGAAGGGGGGAGAGGGCAAGGGGGCCGACAAGAAGGGCACUGGCGGUGGUGGUGGUGGCGGUGAGGAUGUGGACUUCGGCAACAGCGCAAACUGGAAGAGCUUCUCUGAAAACGGUAAGCUGUGUGAGGGAGGGAGAGGGGCGCAUGGAGGACAGACAGAUGGGCAUGUGCGUGUGUGUGUGUGGUGUGUGUUUGUUCUAGGGAUGGAGACGCCCUCGUUCGGUGGCCGGCCCCCUCUGUGAUGGCUUCAUGCGUUUUAUAAGCCACUGCCUGUGUGUGUGUGUGUGUGUGUAUCUGCGAGUUGGACCAACACCGCCACAAUUCAAAGGCAGUCUGCCUGCCUGCCUGCUUCGUUCACUUAUUUACUGGCCAAUUGACGAGAGGAGGAGUCGUUGCGUACCACAUGAGUGUGUGUGCGUGGGAGAGUGAUCAAGAGAGACGUUAUCAGAGAGAGAGAGAGACACAGACCCGAUUUCAACCUGACACUUUUGAUUGGAGAGAGAGAGAGAGAGAGAGAGACCGACCGGUGCUCACUUUAUCCACCUGUGUGUGAGUGUGUGCGUUCCUCUUCUCACAAGGCACCACUGGGCUGUUUCCAUGGCGAACAGGCGACGAAUGAUGGUCUCUCUGCUAUUGUGAGAGUCCGUCACACGUUGCCAGCCGCGGGAUGGAAACAGACCAGCGAUGCCAUCGAUGGACAGACAGGAGACUCUGAGGAGAGAGAUGCCGACAAGAAAUGAACGUGAUGCCUGCGGGGUGUCACGGUCAGGGUGGAUCUGCUGUGCUGUGCCACGAGGGAGAUAAGUCUUGAUAUGCCUUUUGUGCCGGUUUGCGUCAUCCUUGCCUGUGUGGUGGGCGUGCUGUGGGGGGAUGUUAUCUGCGUGUCGGUCAUGUUCAGCCGUUUCCCAUGAUCCACGGGGGACGGCUGCAGGUGACUGACACGCGCAUACCCAACCACAGCCACACACUCACAGCACAGCUGACUUACCAACUCGACUCGACUUGAUGGUGCGUGCCGUGCUCACUCCUCCAUUCAUUCUGUUCGCAC